AUGUCUGCACUUAAACAACAGGUGAGGUUUAUGGCCUCGUUGAUCAGAGACAAACUGCCCACUCCAAAGCCCAAGAGCGCUGUCAGGGCCGACAUAUCCAAGAAAAUCUACUUAAACUCCAAAGAGGCAAUAGAGAACGAAAAACCUCACUUCCGUGUUGGUGGACGCAAUCUUUUUUUCCCCAGCGCGCGCGUUGUGUUGCUGCGGAAUAACGCCAGACUGACACCAUACCAGGCCAAAUUCAUCGUCCCAAAGUCCUUCAACAAACUGGAUCUCAGAGACUAUCUCUUCCACAUCUACGGCCUCAGGGCUCUGAACAUAACCACGCAGAUCCAGCCGCAAACAAUGACAAGAGCCUUGCCGCUGCCAUAUUCGACCCGUCGUCGUAGUCCCCUGGUGAAGAAGAUGACCAUUGAUAUGGAGCAGCCCUUUGUAUGGCCCGAGGAAACAGCAUUUUUCCAAAGACAGGAGAAGAUGGCCAAGGAAAUGCAACAGUAUGCAGACGAAUCCAACAGAUUGAGGUCAGAUGCCGCGAAACCUUCCAAGGCAUUCGAAGGUGUGGUAUCUCCAAACCCUACACCUACCAACUUCGUGCCUAAGAGAGUGCAGAGGCAGAUGAAGAAUAAACUGGCGGCAGCUUUGGACGGUUACAAGCGGAAGCAGUUAGAGGAGUUGCUGGUGAAGAAUGUGCAACUUUAG
Kuraishia capsulata CBS 1993 is the source of this 699-nucleotide messenger RNA. RefSeq lists its product as uncharacterized. Bases 1 to 699 code for a protein of 232 amino acids. Gene Ontology annotation, cellular component: mitochondrial large ribosomal subunit; ribosome. The record is from RefSeq and is a predicted model, not a curated record. Lineage: Eukaryota; Fungi; Ascomycota; Pichiomycetes; Pichiales; Pichiaceae. Gene Ontology annotation, biological process: mitochondrial translation. The transcript has a single exon. Gene Ontology annotation, molecular function: structural constituent of ribosome.